AUGACCCUCGCCUCUCCUCUUCGUCCCGCCACGCCCUUCACCCUAACACCCUCGGAACACCCUCACCCUGUCAUCACCACCAGGUCAACGCGUCCUCAGCUGCGGGUGGACUCUGGCCCCUGCCACCUCACCCCGAAACCCAGUCUGCUGAACCCUGAUAGCCCACCCCCACCCCCAGCCACCUCACCCCGAAACCUUAACACCCCCACCCCCUGCCACUUCACCGCGAACCCCUGCCUGCUAAACCCUGCCACCUUAUCCCCACCCCCUGCCACCUCACCCCCAAUCCCUGCCACCUCACCUCCAAACCCUGCCACCUCACCCCCAAACCCUGGCACCUCACCCCGAAACCUUGCCUGCUAA
Messenger RNA from Eriocheir sinensis (Chinese mitten crab), 363 nucleotides. RefSeq lists its product as uncharacterized. Lineage: Eukaryota; Metazoa; Arthropoda; Malacostraca; Decapoda; Varunidae. The transcript is spliced from 2 exons. The coding region runs from base 1 to 363 and encodes 120 amino acids. The record is from RefSeq and is a predicted model, not a curated record.